This is a messenger RNA of Pogonomyrmex barbatus (red harvester ant), 2675 nucleotides long. RefSeq lists its product as uncharacterized. The record is from RefSeq and is a predicted model, not a curated record. Gene Ontology annotation, molecular function: protein binding. NCBI's taxonomy places the organism in Eukaryota, Metazoa, Arthropoda, Insecta, Hymenoptera, Formicidae. Gene Ontology annotation, cellular component: clathrin coat of trans-Golgi network vesicle.
GUUAGGUCACGUGUCAAAGUACUGACGGUGACGGGAUUGACGUCACUCGCGUCAGUUGACGUUGGUUGACACAAGGAUUAGGCGUGUACGGGUUCCAUUGCGUGUUCGUCGCAACGGUGAACAUCGUCAUGUGGAAGAAAGACAAUGUUCGCACCAUGAUCCUCGAGCGUUCGCGCGACCGACGUUAAGGUAACGCUCGACCUCCACUUCGUGAUGUCGCCAAUGUCGAUGUAUGUAUCAAGCUAGCAGCCUGAACGGCGAGCUCAUGCUGCUCGACGAGUUCACGUAAAUCCGCUCCGAGGCGAGACAGUUCCUGCGAGCGGGGGGGGGGGGAGUUGAGGUUCGCCGCCGUCCGGGUCCACGUCGCGGGUGUAGAACAUGAACAAGAGCCACGCGAAUAAGAGACUGAACCAGCUGCCGAGCUGGCUGUGGACCAACUCGACCACCCUGCCGCCGAUCUAUAAAAUGGUGUGGGAGGCGGUGCGGGAGGAUCGGGUCAGGUCGAAUGGCGUGCAGACCGAGUUGCUCGUCGACACCAACAAGGUGUUCCCGCUGUUGCUCACCAGCCAGCUGCCCACGGAGGUGCUCGGACAUAUAUGGAGCCUGGCCAACCAGAAGUACGCUGGACAGUUAACCGAGCAGGAGCUGUAUAUCGUGCUGGCUCUCGUGGCAGCCGCCCAGACGUCCUAUACCUUCAAUAGUCUCGACAUAUUGCAUUUGCUCCCCUUCCCGCCGACGCCCUACCUGAACAUAGAUUGCCUGAUGAAUCUGCAGCCUGCCUGCAUGCAGGCAAACGCCCUGAAGCUACAGCACUACGAGGAGCUCGGUAAUAGUAGCCUUGGGAUUGAUGGGAAGUACGUUCCUGACGUUAAGGGGAAAACUAGGGCUAGAGCCUAUGUGAACGCAGUGCCUGAUGCGAGUAUAUCCUUUUCCAGCAAUGCACUAGGAAAGUCAUCCAGUUUCGACAGCAAGGCUCAAAUACCUGGCGCAGCUGGGGGUACUUUCAAUAAUUUGUUUAAAGACAUAAGACAAAGUCAGCGUGUUCAAGCCGAUAUUCCGUCUGCAUCGUCUUUCGAUGAGUCCUGUGAUGAGUUUACAGAGUUUCAAAGCGCCCCGAUCCCCAGCGUCUCCGCAAUGCCGAUCUGGGACAGUAAGCAGGGUUCCGCGAUCGGUAGCAGACUCGCUAAUCAUAAUCUAGGAGUGAAGAAAACGGUUGACAAAGUCAAGAGAAACGCCGUCGGGACGAAAGUCGUGCAUAUCAAUACCCAAAUUCGCACUCCCGCACCCGCAAAUCUGUCAUAUUCGUGCAAGGAUCAGUCCGUGAUAGAAUCCACGUCCAACCUGUUUCCCAAAUGUGGAAUAAAGAAUCAAUCCAAAACAGUAAUACUUAAAGACACUGUGAUCAGAAAUAACGACACGCCUAAGGAUUACGGUGACAGUAUCAACAAUCUGGCGGGUAUAGCGGAACGUGUCAGCGGUGACAAAGAGGUAUUACCUAAAGUGGAGCUAACACCAAAGGCCGUAGAAAUGUCUGAUUCUGUUCAACGAGAUUUAAUGAGUUUGCAACAAGUCGAGGAUAAGUACAGCGCGUUGCGCGAACUAGUUCAGGAAACGUCCGUUGCAAACGAUGCGAGCUUAGAUUUAACUUUUAACAAUCAGCCGGCCGACGAAUUCGGGGAGUUCAUGUCGGCGGAACAGCCACCGGUUAAUCCCCCGAUAUCAGAUGCUUUGGAUACCGAGAGCUUUAGUAACAUGUUUGCGGAUUUUGAAUUUAAAACGCUGAACACUAACGCUGACAGUGGUAACUUAGCAGACUUGAACUUUGUAUCUGAAGUGUCUGAAUCGUUAAAUAAUCUAAAGCUUGACGACGGAAUCGAAGCACAGUUGGUAGAAGCAGGAAAGAAUGUUCAAAAAGAGGAUGCUAUCUCGAUAAAUAGUAUAGAGUUGAUUAGCGGUCCAUCCGAAGCACUGCCACGUUCUGGAUCUGUACCUAGCUUAGAUCUUAAAUCAUUUUUGCCUUCUAAUGUAGAGGAAGAACAAGUUAUAGAAGCUCCACAGCAGACUAUUUAUUGGGAAUGGAAGCAAUAUAUGGAAAGUUGUGUUUUGCUACUACAAGUUGCAGCCAAUAUAUUUACCAAUAUAACGUCGGAAUUAGUCCUACAGGAAGUUUUAAAUUCUGCCCAGGGAUAUAACUUUCUUUGCCAAUUAGCUGAAGUUGCAGCUGUUUGCAGACGCGUUAAUUUUUCAUACAAAGAGUUGGACAUAAAUAUUAUUGGAUUCGAUGAUCUUUUAAUGGACAUUGAUCGAAUCUGGGCUGAAAUGGAACCUUUUUAUGCAAACAUUCCGAUUGUUACCGAGCUCCCCGCUUGGCCGUUACAUCAGGGUGAAUGUGUACCCUGUUCUUUGUGCUUGACAGUCAUCACAAGUGGUCGAGUCGUGUAUAACGAUAAUAAUUAUCACGUAACAUGCGCGAAUUUAUGGCUCAAUUGCGUAAACAAUCAAUUGCCAGUGAUGCGAUACUCUUUACUUUGCCAAUCAGCUAUAUGCCCAGGAAGUCACAUUUAAAUACUAAUCUUCACAUUGCAAUGUUUUCAAAUGCAAAUUAUGAAUAUUCACAUACAGAUCUUAUUAAUGUAAUAUACAGAAAUUUACAUUAAAAAUCAUCUUUCAAAAUC